This is a messenger RNA of Labrus bergylta (ballan wrasse), 3952 nucleotides long. RefSeq names its product CCAAT enhancer binding protein gamma (gene cebpg). Lineage: Eukaryota; Metazoa; Chordata; Actinopteri; Labriformes; Labridae. The record is from RefSeq and is a predicted model, not a curated record. Gene Ontology annotation, biological process: DNA-templated transcription; regulation of transcription by RNA polymerase II. Gene Ontology annotation, molecular function: RNA polymerase II cis-regulatory region sequence-specific DNA binding; DNA-binding transcription factor activity, RNA polymerase II-specific.
CGUACAUGGUAAAAGAGAUUUCGCAAUCCUCUCCUCUCCAUGUUCCAAACAAAAACACACAAGAGCUCACACAGACAGGAUUUAACUUCAACUUUCUACGAUUACUUUUGAAACUUUUGACGGAUGGUUAACCCCACCACCACCCCGUGAAGGCGAGACGAAGAAUCCAAAACCUGCUUCCUGUAACCAAUUCAUCUCUACAACUGAGGAGACUCAGAGAUCAGUACUUGCAGGCAGCAAAUCCAAAUGAGCCGGCUGUCGCAGGCGAAAUUAAACACAGCUGACCACAUCAGCGUGAGCGUCAUCCAGAGUCAGGCCCACACCUCAGCUCCCUCCUCGUCCCUGACGGCAACCGUAGCCGGACUACAGCAGGUCCCUCAACUCAUUCCAGCAAACCCUUCAGCAGGAGGUGGAAAGGCCCUCCCACCCAGCAAGAUGAAGAAGCCCUCUGCAGACAAAGACAGCGACGAGUACCGCCAGCGGCGUGAACGCAACAACCUUGCGGUGAAGAAGAGCCGCAUGCGCAGCAAGCAGAAGGCGAUGGACACGCAGCAGCGCGUCAACGAGCUCAAAGAGGAGAACGAGCGGCUAGAGGCCAAGAUCAAACUGCUGAGCAAAGAGCUGAGCGUGCUCAAAGACCUCUUCCUGGAGCACGCCCACAAUCUGGCCGACAACGUCCAGCCGCCCACAGGUGCUGAUGGCACAAGCCCCGCCCCAAACAAUUCCUCCACCAAUGGGCAGUGAGGGGAGGGGCCACAGAAACAUUAGAUUACUGGAGCUGGCUGCAGCUUUUCUGAAGAUUUCUGUCAGUAUGAAAGUUGGAGCCGCAUCUUCUCCGCUGCUUUUUUUUCGGCUUACUACUUAUUUUCUCGUAUUUAAUCUCCCCGCCUUCUUGACAAAACGUUCCACGAUCCUCCUGGAAACUUGUUGUCCACCUUUCUGGGGAAAAUUCUAUAAAUGCAUUUUUAUGACCUUUACAAAAUGUGAGUUAGAUUUUCAUCAAAAAGUCUUUUUUUUAAGUAGUUAAAGUUUGUAUCAGAUAGGAGGUUAUUUUUCAGAUUCAGACCAGGAGAAAUACACAGAACAGACUGAUCACGGGAGAAAUCAAACGGAUUGAACAUGUUAUUGAUCGACUUAUUGGAGGAAUGUGAGGAGAUCCUACAAACUGAGACGUUGUACAAUGAGGACUAACUCACUCUGGCGUCUGUGGGAACCAAAACAUACCUCAGCCCGUUUCCUCUUCCUGUUGGCUCCUUUAAAAAAUCAGACAGGCUGGAUGUUUGACUUUCUUGUUGCACCGCUGCGUUGGCAGGAUGAAGAUGUUAACUAUUGAAAUUCCCUGUUUUUAGGAUGUGUAUUUUCUUCUGUUGUUCUACAAAGAGUUUUUAUCAUUACACGUCGAUGUUUCGAGGACAGUUGUGGUCGUCAGAGUUUGGGCCGUCUUUCAAUUUAUCGUAAGACUCGGUAUCAAACACAUUUUAAAUUUGCAGAACUUAAUUUUUCAAUCACCAGAGAGGGUGAAACUCUGACAUCCAGCCUGUUCCUCAGAAAACACAGAAUUGUCCUGUGCAGAAUGAUUAGUGUUUGAGUCGAGUAUUUUUAAUGUCCGAGUCGGUCUGUUAAGGUGGAAGUUUUAUUUCACAGGCCGGGUCACUGGGUCAGGUUUGAGGCUGAUGUAUCUGACCACAGUUACAGCUCUGCACUGUAUGAACAGCGGCAGCCCCCAAGAGUUAAUAACAUAAAGCAGUUAUUACUGGUUAAAUUAAUCAGGUGUGACUGCUGUUAUUGGUGAUGAAUAGUGAAUCUUUACGAAGAUUUAAAACUAAAAGAAACCGCCACUGAUUGAUCUACUGAUUGUAAAAAUAUGUAAAGCUAGAUUAAUCGGACAUAAGCUUCAGAUCUGACUCCUUAAAGUUAUUUAUAGAAAAUAAAAGAUGAACAACAGCUCAGGUUUUGGGAGAAAAGCUCACCACAAACUUGAGAAAAGAUCCAAGUUUUGUGUUUAAAAAAGAAAAAGUCAACUUGUGGCGGUGCAUGUCAGUCCAGACAGGUGUAGAUGUUUGUGGUCUGACUCUGACACCUCAUGUUGUCAGACACUUAAAGCGAGCUGCAGCUUCAAUUAAAUCCAGUUUUGAUCGUUUAGCGGCCUCUAAUGAGUUCGGAGCAGAUCUGGACAGGCACCCUCACCACAGCCCUCGCCUCUAAAGCGUGCCUCAAAGAGGGGCGUGGCCACUGCCUUUGUUGUUGUCAGACUUCAUAAUUAUGUGAGCUUUGUGUAGGCGUGGAGUGUUUGUCUGCGAGGAGCUUCACCUCCCUGCAGGAAUGCCGUCUGUCUGAGAUUUGCUGCUCCGAAGCCGCUCAGCCGUUCCCACAACGUUCCUAUAAGAUUUCCAAUCAGGCACUCGCAACUGUGUUCAAGCUCUGAUCAUGUUGCAACCAUUUUAAACGUCUCGUUGUGAUCGGAUAUAUGGACUUAGUGUUUAUGUUGCAACAUUCAUCCAUAAAUCCAGCAAGUGCACAGUGACCUUUUUAUAAAUCAGAAAACAGCAUAAAGAGCGAAUUGUGGGGAGAAAACAUGAGGGUGAUGUUCUGAACAUGGUCUCUGAAUACUACAGUACCCAUGAGCCUUAGCUGCAGGUGCUGAAACAAUAAAGUAGUUACCCUGCAUUCACAGAUCUUAAGUUUGGAAGAGCUUUAAGUCCACAAUUUUAACAUGUAUACUGUAAGAAAAUAAUCACAAUCACUCAGGACUAAUCUUAGCCACCUUACAGAGACAGCAGCUCCAACCUUAGGAAAAAUCAAAGUCCUAAAACACAUCGAGCUUAAGUUAAUGAAAACUUUCUUAACAGCAUCCCAACAUUGUUUGGCAACCAUGUCCAGGUCGUUUUCCAAACUUUUCUCCGACUCCUGAAGUUCUUGUUGUUAUGACUUUUAGAAACUUCAGGUUAAUUCUUCACAUUUUUACAGACACUACGUGAACGCAGGGUGACUGACUGCCUCAGAAAAUGUUUCAGAAUCUGAUAAUAAGUUAACAUAAACUUCUGAGUGGUUGCUUGUUAUUAAAAAUGUGUCACCGUUGUUUAUACUUGGUGCUGUUGGUUUAAAGUCCAUAAUCUCCACCUGUCAGUCAAAACAAGAAGAACCUCCUCCACAAGUUAAAUUAAGGCAUGUUUCUCUGCAGUUUUCCAAUCAAGACGUUUCUCUAAAUGGAACUGAAAAAGAAUCGGUUCACAAGUUGUAAAGUUUUGACUGAUAUUGUUGAAUAUAUAUAUUAUAUAUUCUGAAAGUGAUUCUCACAGCGACAUCAAAAUGGGUUUAAAUAAAUCAAUAAUUCAUGGCACACUGAAAACGACUUUUCAGCAUGCUGGGCGAACCUGAGGCUGUUUUAUUCUCACAAUAAAGUGACCGUAAAGUCAUCCUGUGUGCCAUGGAUUACUGAUUUCUGUUUCAUAUGUUCAUGCACCUGAGAUCUUAGGUUGGCUGUGCACAGAGCGCCCUGAUGGUCAUGAAGAUCAGGGGUGAAAAUAUACUUCACAGAUGAUGUCAUCAGUUGAUUUAAAGUUGUUGGAAACCUUUAGUCGGGACGUUGUGGGGACGGUUAAAGCUGCACUGAGCACAGCCUGCACCUUUUUUCACUUUUCUAUUGUUGUUUUUUUUUCUACACUUGUAUUCCAAAAAGCAGCAUGUUUAUAGAGACGUCUUUGCAUGAUAGAGGGGAGGGGAGGGGGGGGCACUGUGUGCGUCUGCUAAACGUUAACUACACUCAGAGAAAAAGAAUCGUUGUGUUUGUGGAGUGAAUCAGAUUGUCGUCGUGUUGGGAUGUGUGUCAUGUUCUGCUUUGGUCUGAAUGUUGCUGGGCAGCAUUUCUCUGUCGUCACUCUCGGCUUUUUUUUUAUAUCAGAGGAAUCUGGGCUAACGUGCAUUCUAAAUUAAAAUUGAGUACAAAAGUUAA